Messenger RNA from Antechinus flavipes (yellow-footed antechinus), 1873 nucleotides. RefSeq names its product tRNA methyltransferase 10C, mitochondrial RNase P subunit (gene TRMT10C). Gene Ontology annotation, biological process: positive regulation of mitochondrial translation; mitochondrial tRNA 5'-end processing. The record is from RefSeq and is a predicted model, not a curated record. Gene Ontology annotation, cellular component: mitochondrion; nucleoplasm; nucleus. Gene Ontology annotation, molecular function: tRNA binding. Bases 310 to 1602 code for a protein of 430 amino acids. Lineage: Eukaryota; Metazoa; Chordata; Mammalia; Dasyuromorphia; Dasyuridae. The transcript is spliced from 3 exons.
UUUCUUCGGUUUCGGGAUCCAUUUAACUUUUACAUCUCAGUGAAGCAGGGGGUCAACGAAGGGAAAGGGCCGGAACUCGACAUUUAAAAAAAAAAUUCACGGCCAGAAUUACUUGAAUGUUUGGAUCACCACCAAGAAAACUACACAUGUGUUUGAAAUUUAAGGGCUUGGUGAGAGAUGAGAGAUGAUGACACCGAUAAUGUGAGAUGCAUUGUGCUCUUCUGAUCUAUAUCCCUUAGUGGAAAGAUCUACAAAUCAAUAAAGAAGACUGCACCCAAAAUCAGAACCCAUUGCUGGACCUUCUACAAAAUGAGUGCCUGUUUCAUGUUUUUAAGACAUUUUGCCAGGCAAUCUGUUGUGCCAUUUGUCCAUCAUAAGAAAGGAGCAAGUUUAUAUAAGAAAGGAGCAAGUUUAUAUUUUACCAUUCUACAUAGACACCUGUCUUCUAGAACACCUUUUUUGUUUUAUCCUAAUAAGGAGAAUGUCCCACCUAGUGAGAAGAUAGAUUUGGAUGAGUGGAAAAAUACAAUGAAAUCUAGUUUACCAGAAGAAAGAAGUAGUUUAACAACUUCCGAGGAUACUCUAACAAUGACAAGAGAGUGGAUUGAGAUGUGUAGAAUGCUUAACAGAGAAGUGCCAGAACAUAUUAGUGAUGAAGAUCUCAAAAUGAUCGCAGAAUGUCCCAGCAAAAAGUCCAAAAAGAAAAAGCUCAAAUUUUUGUAUAUCAAGGAAAAGCAUAAAAAGGCUAGGCAAGAAAAACAGGCAAGGAAGAGAGCAGAAAAGGAAGAAACUAAAAAGCAAAAACAACUUGAAAAUGAUGAAGAAACUGAAAAUAGAGAGCUGAAGAAUUCUUUUCUCUUGCCACUUCAGGAUAGAGCUUUUAAAACUGAAUGGGAUUGGAGAAAUGCCCAAGCAAUGAUAUUUGGCCAGCCUUUAGUUUUUGACAUGGCUUAUGAAAAUUUCAUGCCUGAAAGAGAUUUGAAGAACACUGUGUGCCAACUCUUAGAAAGUGAAGGAGCCAAUCGAAAAGAUAUAGAUCCAUUCCAUAUAUAUUUUUGCAAUCUCAGAGUUGACAGUGUUUACCACAAAGAAUUACUUAAUCGUUAUAAAGAGAAAUGGAACACAUUGUUUUUGACAGCAACUGAAAAGUCACAUGUAGAUAUAUUCCCAAAAGAAAGUCUUAUCUAUUUAACUGCUGAUUCUCCCAAUGUUAUGACUACUUUUAGACAUGACAAAAUUUAUAUAAUUGGAUCUUUUGUUGAUAAGUGUUCUCAGCCCCGAGUAUCCUAUGCAAAUGCAAAACGACUGAAUAUAGCAAGUGAACGUCUUCCAUUGGAUCGAUAUCUUCAGUGGGAAAUUGGAAGUAAAAAUCUCACCUUAGACCAAAUGAUGCGUAUAUUAUUAACUCUUAAGAAUACUGGUGAUUGGGAAAAGGCACUGAAGUUUGUUCCAAGGAGAAAGCAUAGUGGCUUUCAUACAAAUUCCAUUAAUUCCAAGAAUUUUGUCAAGGGUUCACAGAAACAUAAGUUAGAAAUUAAAAAAUCCUUUCGGAAAUUGUCUUUAAAUUCACAGAACAGGGGAAUGUGGUGGAAGGAUGAGUAAUAUAAUUGUACAAUCAGUUUUAGAAUGUUUAAAUGAUUGUCAUUAAUUUGAACUGUUGUAUUUUUCGUUAUAUUGCUGCUUGGGACUUAGGUAUUCAUCUCUUUAAGAUCUCACUUCCAUAUUACAGGUGUGUCACUUAUUCUGUUAACUUACUUUUUAGGACUCCAAUCUCCUGGAAAAUGUUUUAGAGAGCUUAGUAAAACUAAACUACUGUUAAUUAUAUAUAGAACAAUAAAUUGUUAACAUUCAUUAUUAAAUGUCUUUUAGAUGA